Messenger RNA from Fulvia fulva, 468 nucleotides. RefSeq lists its product as uncharacterized. Bases 1 to 468 code for a protein of 155 amino acids. The transcript has 4 exons. The record is from RefSeq and is a predicted model, not a curated record. Gene Ontology annotation, cellular component: cytoplasm. Lineage: Eukaryota; Fungi; Ascomycota; Dothideomycetes; Mycosphaerellales; Mycosphaerellaceae.
AUGUCGCUCAGCGGGCCAGCCGGCCCCAUCAAUGCAGAAACAGCUGACAACUUCGAGGAGAUUGAGAAGCAGUUCGCUGUCAAAGUCGUCGAGCACAUGUCAACGUACUGGUCCCUCCUCGAAGCGAUACCCGGCUCGAAGCUCAAGCUCACCAAGUACGACGACGAGAUCCUCGCACACUUCAACAAGGAGUUCCCAGACUUUGACCUCAAAGCCACGAUCGUCGAGGAUGAUAUGAAGAGCAAGGCAGGCAAGGAGAAGUGGCGGAACUUCAUCAGCGAGUAUGAGCACAAGAUCGAGGACUACAACUUUGGUGCGAUGCUGCGCGCGAACCCAACGUGGGAGUAUGGUGAGAAGGAGACGAUCUUCGCUAUGCGCAUGCAGUUCUAUGCGAUCGAGAUUGCGAGGAACCGCGCUGGCCUCAAUGACUGGGUCCACGAAAAGGCGUCCGCGGCGAAGGCGUCAUAG